GAUAUAGUAAAUGCAGGGUCCUGGGAGAGCGGAUAUAGUGAAUGCGGGUCCGGGGAGAGCGGAUAUAGUGAAUGCGGGGUCCAGGGAGAGCGGAUAUAGUGAAUGCGGGGUCUGGGGAGAGCGGAUAUAGUGAAUGCGGGGUCUGGGGAGAGCGGAUAUAGUGAAUGCGGGGUCUGGGCAAAAAGAAAAAAAUAAACUCUCCAAAUGCUGAAAAUGACACAAGAAUGAUUUCAGGACCAUGGGGAG
Messenger RNA from Staurois parvus, 246 nucleotides. Lineage: Eukaryota; Metazoa; Chordata; Amphibia; Anura; Ranidae. The record is from the annotation of a GenBank genome assembly.